Messenger RNA from Prorocentrum cordatum, 544 nucleotides. Lineage: Eukaryota; Dinophyceae; Prorocentrales; Prorocentraceae. The record is from the annotation of a GenBank genome assembly.
AUGAGCAGCAGCAGCAGCAGCAGCCUGAGGAUCCCGCUGAAUGCCGUCGAGGCAGCCACUCGAGUCCAUCCUCAGCCGACCCAUGUGGACGAUCAAGCUGAUGAUGCUGCUGGACGCACGUUGACGACGCGACCUACACUCACGCAAAACAAGUUUGAUCUUUGGGCACAGGGCAACUCUGUGAAGCUCAGCGGGGGCAGCACGAUGCACAGGCGGCUGGUGCUGGUCGUGGUGGCGAUGGCGACCGCGGCGAGCAUGGUGUCUUUCUGCGUGAGCUUCACCGUGAGUUACGUAAAUGGGCUGCUGGAGGCAGCAAGGGCUUCUGGCAUUGCGUCGCCCCUGACGGUGCAGAUCGUGUUGUCCACCCUGCUGCUCUGGGGGGCUCGCCUGAUGGUGGCGUGUGCGCCAGCCGCGAAGGGUUCUGGCCUGCCGGAGAUCAAGUGCAUGUUGAGCGGAUGGCGAGCCGAGCACAUUGAGGUGAAGCCGGAGGUGCCUUGGAUGCCAGCCUCCACGUUCGUGAGCUGCUCCACAUUCGGGGAAACGU